UGUUUCUUUACUUGUAAUCUUGUAUCAUAUUUGUUUUGUGAAAGGGCUUGGUCCAAAAAGAAAACCCCAUUUGAAAUUUGAAAAAGAAAAAAGAAAGAAAGAUGUUACAGUUUCCAACAUCAAGUCGGAUGAUUCAGACGUCGUUGCUUCUUCCUUCACAGUGGCCUCAGCCUCUGAACGAAGAGCUCCUUCUUGCUGCUGAAGAAUCUGAAUUCGAAAAUAAGAAUAACGACAUCAGGAAUAUCAGUAACAACAUUAUUGUGUUAGGAAAAACAACAGUUGAGAAUGACCGAGAAGAUAUCGACAAUGAUGCAGAGGAUGAUGAUGCUGACAAUGCAGAAGAGACUGAAGGGGACGAGUUUGAACAGGAAACUGGUUAAGUCCCAUAUGGUUCUUUGUGCUGCAAAUAGAUAUUAAGAAUAUAUCUUUAUCGUUGUCUAUUUAGUACUAGGUGGAGCUAAUGACUUAUCAAUAAAGGAUCAUGGUCCAGUUGCAUAGUGAUUAUUAUUAUCAUUUAUGUUAAGAUUGUUUUGAUUUGGUUGAACCCAUA
Molecule: messenger RNA, 550 nt
Organism: Erigeron canadensis
Lineage: Eukaryota; Viridiplantae; Streptophyta; Magnoliopsida; Asterales; Asteraceae
Exons: 2
Coding region: 102-380 (92 amino acids)
Biological process (GO): regulation of mitotic cell cycle spindle assembly checkpoint
Cellular component (GO): anaphase-promoting complex
Source: RefSeq, a predicted model, not a curated record